Molecule: messenger RNA, 1713 nt
Organism: Solea senegalensis (Senegalese sole)
Lineage: Eukaryota; Metazoa; Chordata; Actinopteri; Pleuronectiformes; Soleidae
Gene: elovl1b
Product: ELOVL fatty acid elongase 1b
Exons: 9
Coding region: 226-1227 (333 amino acids)
Biological process (GO): sphingolipid biosynthetic process; fatty acid elongation, monounsaturated fatty acid; fatty acid elongation, saturated fatty acid
Cellular component (GO): endoplasmic reticulum membrane; endoplasmic reticulum
Molecular function (GO): fatty acid elongase activity
Source: RefSeq, a predicted model, not a curated record
GAGGAAGAUUUAAGCCGAGAGGAAGAGGAAGCGGAGCUGCUGAGUCGAGACACGCGCCGCUGAGCCACUUCAUCCACCCGAGGUCCACGCACUCCGCGAGCGGUUUCUAAACUCGACACAAAGUUUACAAAGAGCCUUUGCCGUCCUCGGGAAAAGGGAGUCGCCGCUCCGGCUGUGGAUCACAGGAAAGUUGUAGUCCUAAGCUAAUCGGGGGCGCGGAACAAGAUGGCAACCAUGCUUCAAGAGAUCAAGGAGAUUGGCUCACAUGCCAAGGACAUCUACGACUACCUUUUGGCAGGCAUUGAUCCACGUCUGGCAGAUUAUCCAUUGAUGCAGAGUCCCAUUCACAUGACUGCGAUAUUGCUGUCUUACCUGUUCUUUGUACUGUACCUGGGCCCUCGUUUGAUGGCCAAUCGCAAGCCUUUCCAGCUGAAGGAAGCCAUGAUAGUCUACAACUUUAUGCUCGUGGGGCUUUCGAUAUUCAUCGUCUAUGAAUUCUUGAUGUCUGGUUGGGCCACAACAUAUACCUGGCGAUGUGACAUAAUCGAUACCUCAAAUAGUCCUCAGGCUCUACGAAUGGUCAGAGUGGCCUGGCUGUUCUGGUUCUCAAAGAUUAUUGAACUCAUGGACACAAUCUUCUUUGUGUUGAGGAAGAAGCAUGGUCAGAUUACCUUCCUGCACAUCUUCCACCACUCUUUCAUGCCCUGGACCUGGUGGUGGGGAGUCGGCUAUGCUCCUGGUGGAAUGGGAUCUUUCCAUGCCAUGGUGAAUUGUUGUGUCCACAUUAUCAUGUAUUUCUACUACGGCCUUUCUGCUGCUGGACCACGCUUCCAGAAGUUUUUGUGGUGGAAGAAAUACAUGACUGCCAUUCAGCUUAUCCAGUUUGUGCUAGUAUCUCUCCAUGCAACCCAGUACUACUUCUUGGACAGCUGUGCCUACCAGUUCCCCAUUAUUCUCCAUCUCAUCUGGAUAUACGGCACCUUCUUCUUUGUGCUCUUCUCCAACUUCUGGAUCCAGGCUUACGUGAAGGGCAAGCGGUUGCCCAAACAUGACGUUAAGGAGUGUCAGAAUGGCACAGCUGUGUACAAGAAUGGCAAAUGCCACGACAAUGGUAAACACCAUGAGAACAGUAAAGGCAUCAAGUACGGAGUCACCAAUGGAACCAACAAUGUUUGUGCUCACCAUGAAAAUGGCAGCUCUCACACGGGCAAGAUGAAGAAGGCGUAGGAUCUCCGGAUGAAAAAGCCCAAAAUGUAUGAUCCAAGAACCUGUUAAAACUACUACAGAUUCCAAAGAUAAUUUUGGCUUUCUUUUCCUGUUUUUAGUUUUAUAUGCAAAAAAAACAGGGUCAAUGAUUUCCACAGUUGGGGCCUUGCAUUCACAUCAUUGGAUCACAAUGUAUGAAGAGAAGAUGUUUCAAAUGUUAUCUUCACUGAUGUUGCAAACAGCCUCCUAGUUCAGUGUCACACUGGUGGCCUUUCACCUCACUUGCCUUCACUACUUUCUUACCCCACCCACACCUUACCCCCACUCAACUCCAGUGGACAGAUGACUGUACAGUUUCUAUCGAACUUGGAAAAACAACGUUUUGUAAAUAGUUUUACAUCAAAAAAAUUAUAACUAAUUGUAUUGGUAUUGCUUUAGAAUUUCCAAAUUUUGUUACUUUGUAUUUAAAACAAAAAAACAAAUGCCAAUAAAUUUCAUUUUAAAUCA